Molecule: messenger RNA, 1260 nt
Organism: Anneissia japonica
Lineage: Eukaryota; Metazoa; Echinodermata; Crinoidea; Comatulida; Comatulidae
Exons: 7
Coding region: 1-1260 (419 amino acids)
Source: RefSeq, a predicted model, not a curated record
AUGGAUGAAGGGAUUCAACGAUUGAAAACAAAUGUUGGUGGUUAUAUGAAAUCAAUGGCAAAAACUGUUCCCAUCAAUUGGGUGGACUUUCAAACUAAGGUACAAGAAGCUGGGAAGACAACAAUGCACAUGUCUUUGUAUAAGAUCACUAAGAUUGCUGUAGAUUGUGGUAUUAAUGAAAAUAACGUCAUCCAUGUCCUUAACUACCUUAAUGAUGUCGGAAUCAUUCUGUAUUCGCCCACUAACAAGAAGUUGGAGAACACAGUGAUUACUAACAUCCAUAUGCUGAUUGGUAUCUUCAUGAAAAUCAUUACAGUUGUGAAACCUGAUGAUGUUGAUAAGGUUCCAGUGAUAGUAAAGUAUUGGCGUAAAUUAGAUAAAGAAGGGAUUCUUGCUGAAAAGCUAGUUCGUUAUUUAUGGAAAGAUGAACUUACUGGCAGUCACGAUGAUAAUGACGUCUUUGAAGACUGCAUUGAACUCAUGAAGUCAUUCGGGCUUCUCUUUGAAAAGAAUGAAUCAGGAGAGGAUGGUAGACUAUUUGUCGUCCCUUCUCGGAUGAAGACCAAGCCUAAUAAUAGGUUGGAGAUUAGGAAAGACGAGGAGCAGACAGUAUCUAUCUAUGUGACACCUAAAGACUUUCUCCCCGACGCUGUCUACGAUGUCUUGGUCGUUAGAUUUGUAAGCCUGAGUCAGGAUAGAGGUUACCGUGAUGAGCCUAAAUUGUUUCAGAAUAAGGCUGAAAUUAUAUUCGAUCGUAAGCAUUAUGUCAGACUAGGUCGGAUUUACAUUGAUAACAAACAGUGUUUGAAGCUUGAAAUAUCACGGAUGAAAGAGAGGGACGCACACUGUGUAGACAAGCCAACGUGCAAGCCGCAUCCCAGCGUAUGUACAGAGGUUUUAAGCGUUUUAAAGCAACAUCUAGAUGAGUUAUAUCCGUCUAAGAAAGUUGUCGGCUAUGAACUGAACAUACUUUGCUUUGUCUGUAUGAAUCCUGAGACACCACACUUUCAAGAUCUUGAGGAAUGCUUAAAGAAUGACUGUAUAAAUUGUGAUAAAACAGGAGAGCAUAUAGUAAUGCCAACUGUUGAAGUACAGAAUCUAUUUGUGGCCGAUUUGCCUGUCGAUAACGAAAGAAAUAUAUCAGACUCAGACGAUUUUGGAGUGAAAAAGCUCAAGAUCUGUCAUAAAACAGACGAAGACAUUGGACGUGCAGAAGGUAUGCUAUUGUCUUUUGAAAUGAUUCAUAAUUUAAUAUAUUAG